This is a messenger RNA of Neolamprologus brichardi, 4789 nucleotides long. RefSeq names its product prenylcysteine oxidase 1 like (gene pcyox1l). Gene Ontology annotation, molecular function: prenylcysteine oxidase activity. Gene Ontology annotation, biological process: prenylated protein catabolic process; prenylcysteine catabolic process. Lineage: Eukaryota; Metazoa; Chordata; Actinopteri; Cichliformes; Cichlidae. The record is from RefSeq and is a predicted model, not a curated record.
UAAGCUUGAAAACCACUGACAUGCACGACACAGCAGUCGGCCGUCUCUGAUUGGUCGGAACAAUCUGUUUGGAUCACGUGAUAUUGCCGGACGUGGACGUGAGUGGCGGUCCAACUGCUGCACCAUCAUCAUCACCAUCUUCAUCCAUCCUUUGUGCUGUAUCCUCGUCUUAUUCGGCCUCAUUUACUUACACGUUAAUCGUCACACCGUUGAAUUUCUACUGUUGUGAACGCAUAGAGAAGGUAGAAGCUAGCCUCGUGUGCUAUUAGCCUAACGGUCGCAUCCUCUCCUCUCCAUCCGGUCAUCGCUGCUUUGCUGUCGCUAUGGGCUGCUCUUUGCUCCCUCUUUUCGUCGCUGUGUUGGCAGCCCGGUUUGUUGUCGCAGACCCGGAGGAACACGGUCCUGUCGACGGAGCUCCGCCUUCAAAGAUAGCUGUGGUUGGGGCAGGGAUAGGAGGCAGCGCCACUGCCCACUUCCUGCGGCAGCACUUUGGCCCAGAGGUCCAGGUGGACGUGUUUGAGAAGGGAGAGGUGGGAGGCCGUCUCGCCACCGUAACCGUCAAUCACAACGACUAUGAGUCUGGAGGCUCCAUUAUUCACUCGCUCAACCUCCACAUGCAGGAGUUUGUCAAGCAGCUGGGUUUGAAGUAUCGUCGCAACGUGGCCGGAAAGAUGGCGGUAUUUAACGGCGAAGAGGUGAUUCUGGAGGAGACGGACUGGUACCUACUCGACCUGUUCCGGCUGUGGUGGCGCUACGGUAUUAGCUUCAUACGUCUGCAGAUGUGGGUGGAGGAGAUUAUGGAGAAGUUUAUGAGGAUCUACAAAUACCAGGCCCACGGCUACGCCUUUAGCUCCGUAGAGGAACUGCUGGACUCUCUCGGGGGCAGCGGCUUCAUCAACAUGACCCGGAGGCCGCUGUCCGAUUCGCUGCUGGAGCUGGGUGUGUCCCAACGCUUCAUUGAUGAGGUUAUCGCACCCGUGAUGAGGAUCAACUACGGACAGAAUGUCAGCAUCCCCGCCUUUGUAGGAGCUGUGUCUUUAGCUGGUGCCCAGAACAACCUGUGGGCGGUGGAAGGAGGCAACAAGCUGGUGUGUUCAGGCCUGCUGAAAAUGGCCAGUGCUAACCUGCUGGAGGCACAGGUCAACUCCAUCUCUCCCAUCCACUCAGGAGAGGGACUCCAGUACCAGCUGAGCUUCACCACGGCAACUGGGACGGCAUCAGAGCUGUAUGACAUUGUAGUGUUGGCGACGCCUCUACAGGCUAGCGUCGGGUCUGGAGUCCAGUUUCAAGGUUUCACGCCUCCGUUUGAUGAGCUGCCUGGCAGCUAUCACAGCACUGUAGCAACCAUCGUCCAUGGUUACCUCAACACUUCCUUCUUUGGGUUCCCGGACCCCCGUCUGUUCCCUUUCGCCAGCGUCUUGACGACCGACACACCUGAUCUGUUCUUUAACAGCGUGGCUAGUGUUUGUCCCGUCAACAUCUCAGCAGGGUUCCGGCGUAAGCAGCCGCAGGAGGCUGGAGUCUACAAGGUGUUCUCCCCACAGCUGCUGGAAAAGACUCAGCUCAAAACGCUAUUCAGGUCGUACUACUCAGUGCAGGUGACGGAGUGGCAGGCCUACCCUCGCUACAGCAGCAGCCAGCGACUGCCACCUGUGGAGCUGCACCCCAAUCUCUACUACCUCAAUGGGAUUGAGUGGGCUGGUAGCGCCAUGGAGAUGAGCUCAGUGGCUGCCAAAAACAUCGCCCUGCUAGCCUACCACCGCUGGAAUAGACAGACAGACAUGGUGGACCAGAGAGAUCUGGUGCACAGGAUCAAAACCGAACUAUAACCUCACAAACGAAUGCUAAGACCCAGAUGGGUAAUGUGAUGUAUGUCUGAGUGUAUGGUGUCACCCAACCAAAUUAUAAACUUUUUGUGAUUUUGACCAGUGGCAAGCGAAUUUAGAUGUCCAUUUAUAUAAUAUAACCGUUCGUGAAUGCAUUGAAUUUAUUCAGUCAGUACAGUAAGUUGAACAUAACUUAACCCUGCUGCCUCCUAACUAAACGUAAACAUCAAAAACCAUAAAUCAAGUCAUUAUAUUGGCACCAUUAUCUGACAGAUAAUGGUGCCAAUAAUCUAACAGACUAACAGACUCUGGUCCUGCUCUGCUACUCAAAAGGCCUGUUUCACUUCAUUGAUUCUCUGUGCCACAUAAAAGAGACAUGUUGCAGUUUUGUUUGUGGAUUUAUUGCCGAUGCUAAUUGGCAGUUUCCAUCCAAAAAUGAUGCCGCAAGGACCUUUCCUUUGCCAAGAAAUAAGAAAACCAAGCAAAUGUGGUGAACACCAGCUGGCGUGCUGUAUACUGUACGGACUGUUAGGAGGUGGUAGUGCUGUUAAUGAACGCCAUUUAAUAUAAAUACCAGUUUACGGCUUUGGUACUGCUCUUCUUAAACAAAUGUUUCUGUUUCCAAGCCAAGAAAGCGUUUAGAACAAUAAGCUGUUGUAUAGUACGUAACUGAUUUAACUUUGUCAUCUAAUCAAAACCACAGCACUGCUGCUGCUACUCUGUAAAUGUAGGGACUGUUAAUGGACUGGUUGUUGCCACCAAUGAGAUCUCAUUAAAGUAAUCUCAGUAGGAUUUCUGUAAAUUAAUAAUUAUUCACCAACCCAUGGUAGUGGCCACUGGUGCAGUGCUCUAUUGUCUCUUUCAUCAUUAUCUCCCCUUCCUGCUGCUUUUGUUGCAUAAUCCAGCGGAAAUUUUUUUUUUUUUCUUCAGGGAAAUGAGCCAGCCGGCUUUCACAGCGGACUGAAUAAAAGCAGAGGACAGAUCCUUGCUGCUGCUGCUGCUGCUGCUGACCACAAAUGUUUCCAUUUUCUCGCAAGCAUUAAAAGCGUCAGUGGGAAAAAAGCUUUUCUGCUGAGGACUUUAAUCAUGUAAAGCACACACAUGAAAAUUUUGGGUUUCACUUUCAGAAUGGGGAAAAGGUUUGUACGAAGACACAAUGAGAAAUCGCUGACAGCUGAUUAUCUUCAUGUGACUGAGUAGUCUUGUUUUCUGAAUUUCUAAUUUAUCUACACUGGAUUUGGGCUGAAGUGGAUUUCUAGAAAACCUUGUGACUCCAAAGGGCUUCAGUUGAUGGAUAAUGUGAUUUCUGUUGUGUGUUGAAAAGUGGCUGAUGACACUGAUUUAAAACACUGUGAUGGCCUCAGAAUCAAUGUGGUGGAAACUGUGUAUUUUUAGCCCUUUUUUUCUUUUUCUUUUUUAAUUUCAAAUUUCAAAAAUUGCUUCUUUAGGUAUAACAGUAGAAUUUGUAGCCCCAGUACUUGUAUGUAAAUUUUCUAGCAAAUACACAUCUCAAUACUGUUCAGACUACUUGUCUGUGUCAGCUGCAAAGUUCUGAUCAUGAAAACAUGAUCAAAUUAAAGAGUAGUGAGACGAAUGGGGUCUGAAAUUGGAAUUAUCUGGCAAACUCCUGUAUUUAUGGUGUUAAAUGUUCCCAUUCCAAUUUGUGCACUCUGAAUAGUACAGUAGUACUUAAAUUAGGGGGGGAGGGGGCCACAGUGCUGAUUUUCAUCUUUAAUUGAGUGAGUUUAUCAAACGUGUUGCAUUAACUGUUUGGAAAUUACAGCAAUUUUUAUACAGAGUUCCCCAGAGGCUCAAAAGUAAUUGGACAAACAUAAUUUUAAAUACCAGAAUUGUUUUAAAUACUUUGAUGAAAAUUGUUUGCAGUCCAAUCCUCUGAAGUCCAGAACCCAUGGACAUGACCAGAUGCUGUGUUUCCUUCUUUUAGAUACUCUGUAAGGUCUUUACUGCAGCCGCCUUCAGCUGCUACUUGUUUUUGUGUCUGUGGCUUCACGCUUGUCUUCAGUAAAUGAAAAGCAUUCUUUAAUAGAGGUCAGAUGUUGUAAAGCUUUUUUUCUUAACCAUUGGAAAUAAUUCUGUCAUAAUGCACUUUAGUUGUUUUCUGUGAUCUUUCAGGCCUUUUGAUGUUUCCGAGUUGGUCAGUGCAUUCCUUCUUUUUCGUAAUGUACCAGAUUGUUUAUUUAGCCACUCCUAAAGUUUUUCCCGUCUCUCUGUAUGUUUAUUUUGGUUUUCAGCCUAAUGAUGUCCACCCCCACAGGCAUCAAGUAUUUCUUCUUACCUGAUAUAGAGUUCCAGUGAAGAUCUAUCAAAUGGAAGGUUUACACUUUGAGUCAGCUCCACAUCUUUAAUCUGGCCAUCAAUGUGCUUGUCGGAUUAUUGUCCAACUAAUUUUGAGCCUCGGAAAAUGAAGAACUGAAUAAAAAUGUCUGCAGUUCCUAAUCAGUUAACAAAAUGCUUGUUAUUGUCCAAAUACUUAACUAACUGUACAUGACCUUAUUGGUUUGUAUACAGCGUGUUAUUCUUGUAGCUGGCUGGUAAGGCAAUUUUACCUACUUGACAUCCAGCUGGGGAGUUCAGUCCAGUGAUUCCUGUCCUUGGGAUCAAGUCCUCCAUAUGAGAGAUCUGAGGGGCUAUUGAGGGGGCUUGACCACCUAAAGACUUGGUAACAAUAAUGAGCUGAGGGCUAUUUCUGUGCUUGAGGUCAGAUGCCUUAAUUCAUUCGGAACCAACAAGUUAAUGUUUAACAAAGUGUUUAAUUUCACAAAAUGUCAUACACUGAUUGUAAAAUAUUGUACUUGCCAAAAUUUUUUUCUUUUUGAAAUGUAAAAAUGAAGUGGCAUUAAUCAACAUGUUGCAUUUAAUCUUUCUGAUGCACAUAAUAAUGCAUUUUAGAGUAAUUUGCAUUUUUCUCUGACUGUUAAUAGAAUAAAAGUUAUUCUAUUGUA